AAAAAGAGGAGGAGUCCGGUAAGUGAGGACGAGCAAGAGCUCAGCUGAAAAACAGCUCCUUCCAGCGACACGAACAGUGCGGCUCCAACUCAGCGCCACCCGCUGCUGUGGUUGACGCCAACCGGGAACAAAUCGAUGUGAUCCCAUCUCUGCCAACAGGAGCUCAAACUGCCCUCUGACAUCCUGAGAUAUGUGCAAAAGCAGCCGUGAUGCAGCUUCAACUCAGGAAUCAAACAUGAAACUCUCCCUGCUGCUGCUUUCUUAUGAACCCAGAAUCUGUCUCUUCCUGCUCUUGUUUAUUCACAAAACUGCAACAUGUCCUAGAUGCUUAGAGAUUAUUUGAUAACUGGAUCAACCGCUAUCACCAAAUGAAGCAUCUAAAUGGCCCAGAAAAGGAAAGACUUCACUGACUGAAGGAGGAUGAAGACAAAAGCUGGUGGUGAUCCAGAGCAGCAGGGCUCAGAGAAUGAACAAAAUGCCUGAUCACUUUCUCUACAAAAAAAACCUCAAGUUGCUCUCCGGCCGUUCCGUCAGAGUAUGAAUAGGGUGGAGUCUCAUUAGCCAGAAAGCUUGCAGUGUAACUGUCAACCAACCAUCAGAGCCGACUCUUCCUGCUUCGGAACAUGGAUCAGUCCGUGCUGUUACUAUUUCUCCUGCUGAUGCUUAGAAAUGGGCUGUGCCAACAAGAAGAAGUCUGCUCCAAGUCCCUGAUCAGCUCCUGUGAUGACUGUAUCAAAUCUGGGCCGUACUGCGCGUGGUGCCAAGCGCUGAAUUUCACCAAAGCAGGAGAACAGGAAGCGGUGCGCUGUGACACCAAAGCUAUUUUGAGAAGAAAAGGUUGCCAAGAGACAGAAAUCAUCUCCCCUGAAAACAAACCAGAAAUCACCAAGAAUGAUUCUCUGUCUGCCUCAUCUGAAAAUAAGGAAGUUGUCCAGAUGAGUCCUCAGAAGAUUAACCUUCAACUCCGACCUGGACUUCCCAUUUCAUUCAAUGUUUCUUUUAAGAGAGCUGAGGGUUAUCCAGUGGAUCUCUACUACCUGAUGGACCUGUCUUACUCCAUGAAAGAUGACCUGAACAAUGUCAAAAACCUAGCAAAUGAUCUUUUUACUGCUCUGAAAAAAAUCACAAAAUAUGCCAGAAUAGGGUUUGGUGCCUUUGUUGAUAAGACCGUUCUUCCUUACACCAAUACCAACAAGGAGAAACUGCUGAAGCCGUGUGAUGAGGAUUACCAGCAGUGCCAAGCUGCCUUCGGCUACAGACACGUGCUCAGCAUGACGCCAAAUGAGGCGGACUUUAAAAAUAAAGUGGGAGAGCAGUUCAUCUCUGGGAAUCUGGAUUCUCCAGAAGGAAGUCUGGAUGCAAUGAUGCAGGCUGCUGUUUGUGGGGAUAAAAUAGGUUGGAGGGACAACAGCACUCGGCUGAUUGUGCUUACCACGGAUGAUGGAUUCCAUAUGGCUGGGGAUGGAAAGCUGGCCGGCAUACUGGAACCCAAUGAUGAACGCUGUCACAUGGAAAACAACCUUUAUGCCAAGAGCAGUGAGAUGGACUACCCGUCUGUUGGACAGUUAGCUACGGAGUUGGAAAAAAACAACAUUCAGACGAUAUUUGCAGUGACACAAAACGUGGAGCCUGUGUACAAGGAACUCUCUAAAAUGAUUCCAAAAUCAGAAGUCGGAGUUCUGUCAUCAGAUUCUAAGAAUGUUGUUCAGUUGAUCGAAGGAGCCUACAAUGCGUUAUCCUCUAAAGUGACCAUGACUCAUGACGGUCUCCCUGAAAACGUGAGAAUUGCCUACAAGCCAAUAUGCAGUUAUCCAGGACAACAAAGAGAGAACCAGGGGGUUUGUGACCAAGUGCAUGUGGGAGAAGAGAUUAAAUUUGAGAUUACCGUGACUGCAGACACAUGUAUGGAGAACAAGUCCUUCACUAUCAGUCCACAGGGCAUUAAAGAAACAUUGACUGUGACUAUAAAUACCAAAUGUCAGUGCCAAUGUGAAGACCACAAAGACAUUUCCCAUCCACACUGCAGUAACAGUGGAAGCAUCAACUGUGGUAUUUGUAGGUGCCACGAGGGUCACGUCGGUCAGUUCUGUAACUGCAAAAUUGGGGAUAAAGACGAGCACAGCCUGAGAGCUUCCUGUCAGAGAGAUAAUGGCACUGAGUGUGAGGGUCGCGGAGACUGUGUGUGUGGCCAGUGUGUGUGCCACAACACAGAUAGUGGAAGCAAUUACUAUGGAGCCUUCUGCGAAUGUGAUGAUGAACACUGUGAGAAGUUCCAGAAUCAACAAUGUGGAGGAAAUGGGAAGUGCAGGUGUGGAAAAUGUAAAUGCAAUGAUGGUUUUGAAGGCUCCGCCUGUCAGUGCAAGUCUUCUGAUGAGUCCUGCCGUACCACAAACAACAGUGUGUGCAACGACAGAGGGACCUGCAAGUGUAACCGCUGUGAAUGUAAGGGAGGAUACCAGCGUCCACACUGCCUCGAAUGCCCCGGCUGCCCUGACCCAUGCCAGACCAAACUGAACUGCAUUGAGUGCCUCGGCUUUGACUCUGGUCUCUUGAAAAAAAACUGCAGCAUUGCUUGUAGCAAGAACAUUUCUCAUGUCAUGGUAGAAAAGUUCACCUUUUCACCCAAAGAGUGCCGGCAGAAAGACAGCGAGGGAUGCUGGAUCCUAUUUAAGCUGGUCCAGUUGGUUGGAGUGGAAAACUACAAGGCUGAAAUUAUGAAACAAAGAGAAUGUCCAGAACCACCCAGUGUGAUAGCUAUCAUCGCAGGCUCCGUUGCAGCCGUGGCCCUCAUCGGCAUUCUGCUGCUGAUGCUCAUUAAGUUACUCAUCUACAUGAAGGACCUGAAAGAGUUCAAGAAAUUUGAGAAUGAAAAGAAGAAAUCCAAGUGGGCAGAGGCCGACAACCCACUGUUCCAGACUGCCACCACCACUGUGGCCAAUCCCACAUUCACUGGUGGAGAAUAACACCACUGUUGCAGCACACAACAGACAGCAAUUCAGGACAAAGACUGCAGACAAGUUAUAUCUGUUUCUAAUGCUAACAUAUUAAAAAUAUGCUUACAUAUUUACCAUAACUGCAUUUAUAUAGACUUGCUUCUUAUUGAUGAAUGCUGUUUUAUUUUGUCAUAAUCCAACAGUUUAUUUUAUCAGAAAAGAUUUGAAUUUUUUUGUCUAAUGCUAUGCAGUACAUAUACCUAUGUAUCUAUAUCUCUGUAUGUUUCUGUCAAUCCACACUGAAUUAUCCAAAAACAGACAAAAUAUCCAAGGUGCUUCCUUCUAUUAUGCUUCAUUAUAAACAAUACACUGGUGCAGUUUUGCUAUUGAAACUAUAUUUCCCAGAAUAUCAAUGCUAAAACAUUUGAAGUGUAUAAUUCAUUAAGAAGUUAUGAGGCAUCAAAAAUGCUGGGAAAAAAAAAUAAAGCAACUGGCAAAAUGCCA
Archocentrus centrarchus (flier cichlid) is the source of this 3437-nucleotide messenger RNA. It is a transcript of the gene itgb2, whose product is annotated as integrin, beta 2. The record is from RefSeq and is a predicted model, not a curated record. Gene Ontology annotation, biological process: cell-matrix adhesion; leukocyte cell-cell adhesion; neutrophil chemotaxis. NCBI's taxonomy places the organism in Eukaryota, Metazoa, Chordata, Actinopteri, Cichliformes, Cichlidae. Gene Ontology annotation, molecular function: protein kinase binding; amyloid-beta binding; integrin binding. The transcript has 19 exons. Gene Ontology annotation, cellular component: membrane; integrin complex; focal adhesion. Bases 624 to 2963 code for a protein of 779 amino acids.